AUGUCCAAGUACGGCGUCAUGGUUAUGGGCCCGGCCGGAGCCGGCAAGUCCACCUUCUGCGCCUCCCUCAUCACCCACCUGAACCUCAAUCGCCGCUCCGCCUUCUACGUCAACCUCGACCCGGCCGCCGAGUCCUUCGAGCACGCGCCCGACCUCGACAUCAAAGACCUCAUCUCCCUCCACGACGCCAUGGAAGAGGUCGGCCUCGGCCCCAACGGCGGCCUCAUCUACUGCUUCGAGUUCCUCAUGGAGAACCUCGACUUCCUCACAGAGGCCCUCGACAACCUCACAGAGGAGUACCUCAUCAUCUUUGACAUGCCGGGCCAGAUCGAGCUCUACACCCACAUCCCCAUCCUGCCCGCCCUCGCCCGCUUCCUCUCCCAGCCGGGCAGCCUCGACAUCCGCCUCUGCGCCGCCUACCUCCUCGAAGCCACCUUCGUCGUCGACCGCGCCAAAUUCUUCGCCGGCACCUUGUCGGCAAUGUCCGCCAUGAUCAUGCUCGAGAUCCCCCACAUCAACGUCCUCUCCAAAAUGGACCUCGUCAAGGACCAGGUCCGCAAAAAGGACCUCAAGCGGUUUCUCACGCCCGACACGGGCCUCCUCGACGACGAUCCCAUCUCCAUCGCCGCCGCGGGCGGCGAGCCCGACGACGGCCGCGGCGAGGUGCACGACCGCGACCUCGUCAUGCGCGGCCGGAGCUUCCAGAGGCUCAACCGCGCCGUCGCGGGCCUGAUUGAGAGUUUCAGCAUGGUCAACUACCUCAAGCUGGAUAACACGGACGAGGACAGCGUCGGCGCGAUCCUGAGCUACGUGGAUGAUAUCAUCCAGUACCACGAGGCGCAGGAGCCAAAGGAGCUCAAGGACGAGGAGUUUGACGAGCCGCAAGACGAUUGA
This is a messenger RNA of Colletotrichum paranaense, 894 nucleotides long. RefSeq lists its product as uncharacterized. The transcript is spliced from 2 exons. NCBI's taxonomy places the organism in Eukaryota, Fungi, Ascomycota, Sordariomycetes, Glomerellales, Glomerellaceae. The coding region runs from base 1 to 894 and encodes 297 amino acids. The record is from RefSeq and is a predicted model, not a curated record. Gene Ontology annotation, molecular function: GTPase activity.